UACCGUUAAUGAAAAUACUCUCCAAAACCCAAAAGCCCAAAACCUAAAAGUCCAGAAUUUGUUGCUUUUUCCUUUCGCCAAGCCAAAAAAGAUGAGAAAGAGAAUAGUGCGGCCAAAACCAAACACUCAUACCUUCCUUCCAAGAAAUUCAAAGCACAUCCCCACCACCACAGCCACCACCACCGGCAGCUGUAAAACCCAACUCCUCUCUCUCUCUCUCUCUCUCUCUCUCUCUCUCUCUCUCUCUCUCUCGAUUGCAGAAAUCGAGCUAAUCGAAGCGUUUUUCUCACUCUUAUGUUCUCUCUCUGACCCAAUCUCAAGAGACUUUUGAGGGAGGGAGAGGGAAAGAGGUGCUGGGGUUUGUAAUUUCAUUGCAGAAAUUUCCAGAUGCCAGAGAUGGAUGGGUCGUCGAAACCCCCACAAAUCUCUGAAAUGUUUCAGAAAUUCGCACUCGCUUUCAAGACCAAGACGUUUGAAUUCUUCGCCGACGAGGAUGCCGACCCCUCCGCCGCUAACGCCGGUGGGGAAGACUCCGACGGCUUCGCCCUCCUUGACUCCGCCGAAGAAUUCAUCACCAACCAGAAAGUCGUAGUCAUCAAACCUGACUCUUCCUUCAAACCCGCGCCGCCGACAUCAAUGGUCGAACCACUGCCGAACCUUUCAUCACCCCCAUCGACGGCCGCAAAACCGCAGACCAAAUUGUCAACCCAAUUGACGCCACCGCCGUCAAUGGCCCCUAAACCACCUACCAAAUUGUCUUCUCCACCAUCAAUGACCCCAAAGCCGCCAACCCAGAAAAGACCCAUUGAUGCUCAGAUUACGCAAACUCUUCUAUCUUCGAUGUUUGCCACAAUUUCGUCUUUCAAAGCUUCUUACCUUCAGUUGCAAACCGCUCAUGCUCCUUUUGAUGAAGAAGGCAUGAAGGCGGCCGAUCGAGCUAUUCUCUCGCACCUCAAAAAAUUGUCUGACAUGAAGCAAUUCUACAGAAACUUCAGUGACAGUACUGAUUUAAAUGUCGAUUCUGCAAUUGGGUCCUGUUUGGAAUCGCAGGUACAAGAAAAUCAAAGCAUGCUUCGAACUCUAGAGACUGUCGUUAACCGUUUGCAGUCAGAGAUUGAUGGUAAACACUCUGAAGUUUUGGUUCUGAGGCAAAAAUUGAACAAGAUUCAGAAAUCAAAUUUGGUGCUAUCGAAGAGAUUAAAUGGUGCUUCGAAUUCUUCAGCUGAGGUAUUGUUGUCAGUUAGUGUGUUUGAUUCUGUACUACGUGAUACUUGUAGAUCACUGAAUAGAUUUACCAAGCUUUUGAUGGGUUUGAUCAAGAGAGCCGGGUGGGAUUUGGAUUUGGCAGCAAAAUCGGUUCAUCCUGAUAUUGAUUAUGCGAAAAGGGGCCACAUUAGGUAUGCAUUUUUGUCGUAUGUUUGUUUGGGAAUGUUUCAGGGUUUCGAUUUGGAAGGGUUUGGGUUGGGUGGGAGUGAAAUCGUGUGCAAUGGCAAUGGUUUGAGUUCCCAGAAGAAUAAUUCAUUGAAGCAAUUAAUCGAGCAUGUAUCGGUUGUUCCAAUGGAGGUCCUUGGUAGAAACCCAAAUUGUGAAUUUUCAAAAUUUUGCGAGAAGAAGUAUCAACAGAUUAUUCAUCCUACAAUGGAAUCAUCAAUUUUUAGCAAUUUGGAGCAGAAUGAAGCCGUGUUGUGUUCAUGGAGGUCAUUGGGUGUUUUUUAUGAAGCAUUUGUUAACAUGGCUAGCUCAGUAUGGGUGCUCCAUAAGCUGGCUUUUUCAUUUGAUCCUGCAGUUGAGAUUUUUCAGGUGGAAAGAGGGGUUGAAUUUUCAAUGGUGUAUAUGGAAGAUGCUGCAAGAUGUCCCUUGCCAGGAAAUGAUAGGCCAAAAGUCGGUUUCACAGUGGUGCCUGGGUUUAGAAUUGGGAGAACAGUAAUCCAGUCUCAAGUGUAUCUAAGUGGCACAAAAUGUACAGAGCUGUAGUUGGUGGUUCCAUGAUGUAAAAGAAUGAGUUAAUGUUAACUAAUGAGGCUGCUCCUCAUGAGGUUUGGUAUAGUUUGGCUCAAAGGACAUGCCUUCUAAAUCUGUUUUGGUUUGGAUUUUAAUCACAGUGUCAAGAUAUCUAAAGUGCUUGGGUUGUUGUUCAACUGCAUUGAUACAAGAAGGGUCCAUGUUUGAGAAUUGAGAAUCAAGAAGGUAUCUCAGUUGUGCUUUUCAAGAAAGAAUUUAUGGAGUACAUGGUUGAAGAAUUCCACGUGUUGUCCUGAUACUCUGGUCUGAUAUGGUAUGGCACCACUUUGGCUAUCUUGUUAUAUGUAACCGCGACUGGUUUGUGAUUUUUCUUUUCUUUUGGGUAGGGUUCUCUAUUGAUUCACAUGUAGAGAUUGUAAAGCACCUUUUGUUUCUUUACUGGUUGGUGGGCAGGAGGAGGGGGUGGGUUAGGAAGUUGGGUUCUUCUAACACUUAAAUACAUCACCUAAUUGUGUAUCUAUACUUCAAGAUGUUUUGAAAAAUAAAAAAUGGAGUGCUUUUUAGUUCCAA
Malania oleifera is the source of this 2532-nucleotide messenger RNA. Its product is annotated as protein GRAVITROPIC IN THE LIGHT 1. NCBI's taxonomy places the organism in Eukaryota, Viridiplantae, Streptophyta, Magnoliopsida, Santalales, Ximeniaceae. The transcript has a single exon. Gene Ontology annotation, biological process: negative gravitropism; response to red or far red light. Bases 388 to 1974 code for a protein of 528 amino acids. The record is from RefSeq and is a predicted model, not a curated record.